Molecule: messenger RNA, 510 nt
Organism: Ricinus communis (castor bean)
Lineage: Eukaryota; Viridiplantae; Streptophyta; Magnoliopsida; Malpighiales; Euphorbiaceae
Product: FGGY carbohydrate kinase domain-containing protein-like
Exons: 4
Coding region: 1-510 (169 amino acids)
Biological process (GO): carbohydrate metabolic process
Molecular function (GO): kinase activity
Source: RefSeq, a predicted model, not a curated record
AUGUCCACUGCCACCGUCACAGCCGUUCCUCGUCGGUCCAUUUUUCUCGAAGUCGAUGUCGGUACAGGAAGCGCACGCUCUGGUUUAUUCGAUGAGAACGGGAAACUCUUAGGGACGUCUAGUAGUCCAAUUCACAUUUGGAAAGAAUUGGCUGUUGAUGCUUAUGGAGUACCUAUAUCAGUUUCAUGGAGUGGGGAUUCAAGAAGAAAUAUUAUAGUUUGGAUGGAUCAUAGAGCUAUUAAACAAGCUGAAAAGAUUAAUUCUUCUAAUUCACCGAUAUUACAGUACUGUGGUGGUGCCCUUUCUCCUGAAAUGCGGCCUCCAAAGCUUCUAUGGGUGAAAGAAAAUUUGCAAGAGUCAUGGUCCAUGGUGUUUAAAUGGAUGUAUUUGAAUGAUUGGUUGUCAUACAGAGCAACGGGAGAUGAUACUCGUAGUCUAUGCACCAUAGUAUGCAAAUGGACAUAUCUUGGGCAUGCACAUAUGCAGCAAAUGAAUGAAAAAGAUUCUUGA